Trematomus bernacchii (emerald rockcod) is the source of this 1644-nucleotide messenger RNA. Its product is annotated as leucine-rich repeat flightless-interacting protein 2-like. The record is from RefSeq and is a predicted model, not a curated record. Gene Ontology annotation, biological process: regulation of transcription by RNA polymerase II. Lineage: Eukaryota; Metazoa; Chordata; Actinopteri; Perciformes; Nototheniidae. Gene Ontology annotation, molecular function: DNA-binding transcription factor activity, RNA polymerase II-specific; RNA polymerase II cis-regulatory region sequence-specific DNA binding.
GAACACGGAGUGGUCGUCUCUCCGGAGCUCCCAACCAAUGGGGAGACGGGACAGGAGGAUGAUGUCAACGCAGAUUCUGCCUCCCGAUUGGCUAAGGAGCCGUCACAUGGCGGCAGAGAGAGCAUGCUGGAACUUCGUCUGAAGAAACUGUUCGAGGAACGAGAGAGCUUACAGGAUCAGGUGCGUCUGUUGAAGUCUGAGCUGGACCAGAGGAGCGGUUCUGGUUCUGAGGGUCUGCAGAACGGGCUGGACCCUCACCUGCUGGACCUCCAGAGAGACGCCAACCGGCAGAUCAGCGACCUGAAGUUCAAGCUGGUGAAGUCUGAACAGGAAGUGACCACUCUGGAGCAAAAUGUGAUCCGUCUGGACGGACAGGUGUCCAGGUACAAGGGGGCGUCAGAGAACGCAGAGAAGAUCGAAGACGAGUUGAAGGUCGAGAAGAGGAAGCUGCAGAGAGAGCUGCGCUGCGCUCUGGACCGAGUGGACGAGCUGGAGGUUAAUAAUUCCCACCUCCUCAAACGCCUCGACAAGAUGAAGGCCAAUCGCAGCGCCCUGCUCAACCAGCAGUGACCCCCCCACUAAAGAGAGAGGACCCCCCCCCCCCCCAUCACCUGGCAGUUCACCUGAAUCGGACCAUCUCUUGAACAGCUGUGAUAAUCGACGGUAAACUCCGCCCACCUGUCCUCCAGGUGUUUAAAACAAACAUCCUCUUUCAGCACUUCCUGUUUCCUUCACACUAUUCUAACUUUAUUUUGAAAGGGUGUGUGUCUCUGGGUGGAGACGCUCUGGUUUCCUGUGUUUUCACGUGGGGGGGGAAGGGGUGUUUUGCAGCUGGUGGAAGAAGAAGGGAUGAAGCUCUAGAGACGAGCAGAGGAGGAAUAUCUUUUCUGUGAGGCGUUCGAGGACCAGAUGGAAAAUGGAGGAUCAGACAUUUUGGAAAUAUUUUCGUUUGGAGUUCGGGAUUUAAAGACACGCUGGAACUUCAAAAUAAAAGCCCGGCUCUGAGAGUUGAAGAGAUUUAUUUUAUUUUCUGACGGAGAAACUUUUAUUCUGAGAGACGUUUGAGGACCUGAAGGAAAAUCUGCAAAAUGUGAAGAAUCCCCUGGUGCUGGAUUGACCCUGCAGGCCACCGUAGAUCUGGAUCUUAUUUUGGAGGGGUGCAGGUGACGGAGGGUUUCCUGUGAAAAUAAGCUGAACAAUCAAUAUUAUAUCCUUUGACCUUUAUUUUGAAGGGCAACACACCUGUGCCCGAACACCUGGAGUUUAAUCAUCUCUGUUUACAGAAACACAUAUCGCUUCAUAUCAAAUACAUCAUUUACUCAAAUAUAAUAACAAAUACAGAAAAACACUGAAUUAUUAAUUACGUUUUUCAGAUUACAUUUCUAAAGGAAAAUAUUGUUUUCAUGUUUAAUUGAAUAUGUAAUGUUUGGGCACAGGUGUGUUGAUGAGACUCGACAGUAUGAAUAUAAUAAGGUGUUCAUAACGUGUUCAUGUAAUAUGUGUCUGAAUGCUCCACUUCUUCUGCAGGCCAGGUGCUUUUAUUUUGGAGGGGUGUCAGCACUGUGCAAUAUUCCAUAUACCAGUAACACUAUAUACCAGUUCUAUAUAGACUGGGUUUGAACAUAUUAAACUCAUUAAAACAUC